AUGUCUUGUCAUUUCCGAUUUCCUCACUUCACGCACGAGUGGGGACAGUACUCUGUGAUUGCCCGCGUCGAGCCUACUACUGUUGUCAAGGACGACAUUAUCAUUUUGAGUUCGCACCAAGACUCGAUCAAUAAGAAAGACCGAAGGGACCUUGUGAAGCGCAACAUCGCCCCCGGGGCCGACGAUGACGGGUCGGGCACCGUGACCAUCUUGGAGUCGCUCAAGUACUUGCUGGCGACCCCUGAGUGGACCCCCAUUAGGCCCGUGGAGUUCCACUGGUACGCCGCCGAAGAAGUCGGACUGAAGGGGUCCAGGGCAGUGGCGGCGGAGUAUGCGAAGGCCAACACAGCCGUGUACGCCCAGAUGCAGCAGGACAUGACGGGUUACGUCCGCCCUGGCACGACCCCCGUCGUGAAUUUGAUCUCCGACUUCACCAACAAGAACCUCAACACUUUCUUGGAGACGCUCGUCGCGUCCUACUUGGACAUCCCUGUGUCGCACUCACGGUGCAAAUACGGCUGCUCGGACCAUUUCUCGUGGAACGCGACGGGGUACCCCGGGUCGUUUCCGUUUGAAACCGACUUUAAGGACUUGAACCCGAACAUCCACACCCAAAACGACACGAUCGCCACCAUCGAUUUCAACCACAUGGCCGAUUUCACCAAGCUCUCAAUUGCGUACGUUGUCGAGCUGACUCAGGACAGCGCCACGGCAUGCUAA
Molecule: messenger RNA, 720 nt
Organism: Aphanomyces astaci
Lineage: Eukaryota; Oomycota; Saprolegniomycetes; Saprolegniales; Verrucalvaceae
Exons: 2
Coding region: 1-720 (239 amino acids)
Biological process (GO): proteolysis
Molecular function (GO): metalloexopeptidase activity
Source: RefSeq, a predicted model, not a curated record